UUAUGAACCAUCACCAAAAAAAUAUUCUCUCUUCUAACUUCGAAAUCUGACUUUGCUUCACACAAGUGAACUCUAUAAAAUCUAAAAUAUGACCAUUUUACUUGCAUUGCAGAAUUUCCGAUGACAUAUUUACACAGAGUUUCCAAACUUCUACCGGUCAGCUUCAGCCGGCAUCGAGCUCAACUGUUUUAGGCUCGUCUGUUCAGACAAGUAUAACAAUGAUCACUAUUAGCAGGGGUUGGUUGAUGGUGACAUCUGCUCUUAUACGUGCGAUCCUUAUAGUUUAUGGUGAAUGGCAAGACACCCACAUGGAAGUACACUACACAGAUAUUGAUUAUCUGGUGUUCUCUGAUGCUGCCUCUUUGAUGACUUCCAACAGAUCUCCAUAUGACAGAGCUACAUACAGAUAUUCACCGCUUUUGGCACUUGUGCUAAUACCCAAUUCAUUUCUGCAUCCCUGUUGGGGAAAAGUUCUCUUCUCUGCCGCAGAUUUGUAUGUGGGCCAUCUCAUCUAUUAUAUUCUGCGGCUACGUGAAGUACCAGAAAAACAAUGUACACUUUGUGUGGCAGCAUGGCUUUUCAAUCCAUUCACAUUCACCAUUGGCACAAGGGGAAACUGUGAACCUGUCGUGUGUGCAAUCAUUUUAUGGAUUCUGAUAUGUCUAAUGAGAGGUCAUGUUGUGGAAGCAGCAUUAUGGUAUGGACUAGUGGUUCAUUUCAGAAUCUACCCAAUUAUAUAUGUUCUGCCCAUUCUUAUUAUUCUUGACAAUGAAAAUUUUGACUUAAGGAAGAGACCUCGUCUUACUUCUUUUAAUAAUAAACAACCCAGAUCAUCUGGUACAGAACCAUUUGUUUUCCACUUGAAAGCCAUAUUUAAGGUUAACUUAUGGCUUGUGUUGAAAAAGUUCCUGAACAAACGACAGAUACUAUUUGGACUGAUCUCUGGAGGGUUCUUCUUUGUGCUGACUGGCAUUUUUUUUCAUUUAUAUGGACAAAAGUUCUUGGAUGAAGCUCUGUUAUACCACCUCACACGGACUGAUCCAAGACAUAACUUUUCCAUCUAUUUCUAUCAGAUAUAUCUUAAUCAUGAACAUGAGUUUACAUUGGCAGAAAGGCUUAUGACAUUUCUUCCACAAUUCACAGUACAACUUGUACUUGUUCUUUUCUUUGCUAAGGAUCUUCCAUUCUGUCUUUUUGUGCAGACGGUUGCAUUUGUUGCAUUCAAUAAGGUUAUCACAGCUCAGUAUUUUGUUUGGUUUUUCUGUCUUUUGCCACUGAUAUUGCCAUGGACAAAGCUUCGUUUGCGGUGGAAGGGCUUGAUAUGCAUUGGAUUAUGGAUUGUGGCUCAGGUUCACUGGUUGGGCUGGGCAUAUCUACUGGAGUUCAAAUGCAGAAAUGUGUUUGUACAAUUGUGGUUGGCAAGCAUUAUUUUUUUGGCAGCAAAUACAUGUGUCUUGGGAUUGAUUUUGGCAAAUCAUAAAUUUUGUCCUCUUUUUCAGUGCCAAGUUAAAAAUUAUGACAUUCAAGAUGAAAAGAAAAGUGAUUGAUAGAGAAAGAAGUUGCCAAUUCGAUCCAGAACUGGAUGUAUCGAAACGAUUUCACCAAUUUUUAUAGAUGAUUCCAGAUUGCGUUGCUUGAUUGGUUCAGUUAUACAGUAAUGUACCACAGUUAUGUAACAAAUGGAAGAAUGAAAUAGUCAUUGCUUAAUAUUCAAUCAACCAAAUCUUAAACUGAACACAAGUAUAUUGAAUUUCUAUUAUUUUUUAUCUGUCGUGUGGGUUCUUGAUAAUUCCAUAGGAUACCUGGCAUUAUUUUUCAAAUGGCA
Molecule: messenger RNA, 1825 nt
Organism: Cryptomeria japonica (Japanese cedar)
Lineage: Eukaryota; Viridiplantae; Streptophyta; Pinopsida; Cupressales; Cupressaceae
Product: GPI mannosyltransferase 1
Exons: 4
Coding region: 219-1547 (442 amino acids)
Biological process (GO): GPI anchor biosynthetic process
Cellular component (GO): membrane; glycosylphosphatidylinositol-mannosyltransferase I complex
Molecular function (GO): alpha-1,4-mannosyltransferase activity; GPI mannosyltransferase activity
Source: RefSeq, a predicted model, not a curated record